Molecule: messenger RNA, 4293 nt
Organism: Exaiptasia diaphana
Lineage: Eukaryota; Metazoa; Cnidaria; Anthozoa; Actiniaria; Aiptasiidae
Exons: 27
Coding region: 18-3644 (1208 amino acids)
Molecular function (GO): protein binding
Source: RefSeq, a predicted model, not a curated record
UCAUUCAUUAUGUAAAUAUGGCGGCUGUUGAGGAGAGGAAGUCGUUCUUCGAAUUGGAAGAGGAUUCAGGAGAGCAAGCUUCUUCAACAAAAACUUCUGAUUUAUCAUUUAUCCAUUGGGGAUAUCUCAAUAGUACAUUGUUAACUGACCAAUCAAAGAAAACAAAGGACCUGACAUGGAAAACAUACUGGGUAGAUCUGUGUGGUUCCACGUUGAGACUUUACAGGGAUUUAAGCCUCAGUCCUGAAUCAGGAAACUUUCCACCUCCAUCAAAAGUUGUUGGCCCAACUGGAGAGGAUGAAAAGAAAGAAGCAUUUUUGGUUUUAAAGAAAGGAGCUUCAGUAAGCAUAUCAAAUCAGGACGAGUUUCGGCAAAGAAGAAAGAACAAGAAAACUGAACCUACAAGAAACAAUGUCUUCAAACUUCAAGUAAUCAACAGCAAUAACUCGCCAGUGUAUUUUUUUGAAGCUCCUUCAAAGGGCAGCAUGUACAGAUGGAUAAGCAAGAUGGAAGAAGGAAUUGAUAUUGCUGACAACCCUCAGAGUCAAUCUGUAUCUGUAGCGUCAGCUAGAAAUCCAGCAUUAACCUACCUGAAGCGAUUGCCAUCCCACAAAAGAUUAAAGGAAGCCAAACUAGAGGCUCUGGAAUCCAGACGAUUUCAAAAUGUUGCACCAGAACUAACGUAUUCAGACACUAAAGAUGAUACUGACUCGGGAAUGGAAGGCGAUGUUGAAGAGAGUAUUGAGUAUCAGGAAAAGCCACCACCUGAUCCAAGACUGGAAAAKCUUUUGCAUCAGCUUCAUCACAAAGAGGAACUUUUGGAAAUGCUAGAAAUGGGAGAGAAAGCGUUUGUUGGYGAACGUGGCGAACUAAGUAAAGUUUGUGAGUUUAAAGCAACAACAAAAGCCGACUACUACCUUGUACCAGGCUACCUCUCAGCUUUAAUACCACAGGGAACCCAAAUCAACAUUCUUGGCCAACUACAUAACGGAAGAUGGAGAUGUUAUGUGGAUCUUGUGAGAUCACCGGACACGUACUGUACUGAAAACCAAUCCACUCAUGAUUCGACUACGAAUUCGGAGUACUCAGAGAGGUUGUUAGGAAGUGUCCCAACAAGCUUAAUACUUGAACUUGAAGAAAAAGAAACUUCAUUAGCUAAAAGAACUGAUUUGAGUGUUUUGCCUAUGGGUACGCCAGAUGUAACACCAAAUGUUUCUCCUUACCCCUCCCCUCCACCGUCACCGUACUCRCCUCAUAAACCAGCCGACUCAUCACACGAAAGUAGCCCGGGAUUAGUACGCCGUCGUUCGCCAACCAAUCUUCAGCGAUUUGUACCCAGUAUGGACCUGUCAGAUGUGGAUGCAUGGGAACAAUUCGUCAUACCGUCUCCACCCUCCACUCCAGUUACCUCUCGGUCGACCACACCCUCCCUGUCUCCUUCUGAAUCCAUGGAAACUCUGGAUGCCAUUGAAGACGAUGAGACCAGUGAUCGUACUUCGAGUGAAUUGUCGAAUGAUAUCCCUGUUAGCUACAUUGGAAGUGCGCCUGACAGUGAACCACCUAUGGUUGUUUUAAGAAAUAAAGAUGUAGAAGCACUCAAGCAGUCUGAAGAACCCAARAACUAUUCGUUUCUUGUAACAAAGAAAUUGCGUCAAAGAGGAAUAAGUCUCAUUGUUGGUUCGUCAAGUUCAGAAGAUGAAGACGACUUGGAAGAUGAAAGCACAGGUGAAUAUAAAGCCAAGAUCAGUAGGAGAAAACUCGACAAAGAAUUUGAACGAAUUGCUGCUGAAGACAAUGAUGCAGCUGUAGUCAGGCCUUACUCAGCGUUUGUCCCAAGAAAGACUAGUGAAGCUGACUUUAUAACGAGACCCAAGAACGUCAAUCUUCGUACAGCCACCACUGAUGAUCUUCUUAAAGACUACAGUUCAUCGUCGAACAACAUACCACGAAGCAARACGUGUUUUACUCUUCAAACUGUACAAGGAAGACCGAGUAGCCCAGAAAAUGCCCCUCCCGUUAAUAAAAGAAGAACAAUCCUGCUAUCMCGUGGUGAUAGGGAAGGUUUUGGUUUCACGCUACAGACGUAUGGAAUUGUGCAACAAAAUGGUGAAGUAGAGUACAUGACKUUUAUCCUUGAAGUUGAAGAAGAUGGGCCAGCUUACAUGGCUGGUAUGAGACCAGGGGACAUCAUUAUCUCUAUCGAAAACCAAGAUGUCGAGGAAGCCGACCAUAAAGCAGUAGUUAGUCUCCUGCAAAACAGUCCCUCUACUGUUAGAAUGGUAGUCGUUUUCGUGGAUGCUAUCAGAAGAAUGCAUCUAAACACUAAGAUCAAAGUAUUAUGGACUGAAUUACAUAGCAAGGAAGAGGAAUUUAGACGACUAUGUCGAAAAGAGCGUGAGRUACUGACUCGCAGUGGAGAUUCAGGUGUACUUGCUGGUAACGAUCUUGAUUUGCUUCGUCCAACGCGAAACGAUAGUGAAUCAUAUCUGUAUACAACAGAGCUGACCAGCUCGUUCUCUAAGGACACACGUAAAGUCAAGGACAGUGUCGUGAAGUACAGGCAACUCGUGGAUGACAGGUCGAGACCAAUCUCCUUACCAGACCACACCCAGCUGACAAAGCAGCGUCUCAUCUCAACAACAGGGACUCAGUUACUUAAAAGCUUUGCGUCAUCCGCUGAGUCUGUGUUAAAAAAAUCCGCAAGUAUCAAACUCAAAAAGAAAAUUCAGAAAACUAAACAGGUGUCGCAGACAUUUAAGUCUUACAUAGAUGAAGAGGAUGAUGGAAAAGAAGGUCCAAUAGACACUUCAUCACCAAAGCACCAAAACACUAAACCUACUCGACUUUCUUCGCCUACAAACAGUCAAAGAAAUCUCACGAUGAACCAAGGUGAAACAUCUACAACUAAUCUCACUAUGGAAUCGGAACAGUGCUCUCUGAUGUCAAGCGGUGAUUCAGUCUCUUUGCCUAUUGAUUCAAGUGUGUUUCYAAAUCCAAACGACUUAAGUCAAUCACAAUCAGCACAAGACAGCACUUUUGAUGGGAAAAACAAAGAUUUGCAAUCAUUUCAUGCAGAAAAGUCCCGUAAGGUGGUUACGUCACCUAAUGAGAGUACGUCCCAGUCUUCUUCUUYUUUGUCGUCUUGUUCWGAAGACAAAAACUCCAACUCAAAAUCUAAAGAWUCUGCUACGGGUCUCGUGAUSUCGGAGGAUGACGGAGAACAGGAAAAAUCAAGACGAACUACGGACGWAGAAACAAAAACUACGAACUGCAGUGACGAUAUUCAUAUUGAGAGUAUUGAGAGAGUUAAACUGAACAAUGCAUCCAUACGACCAAAUACUGACUGUAAAAUCUCGUCGUUAGACCGUGAAAGUACGAAUGUUGAUCGCUCAAAUAAUUUUGCUUCUUUGAAAAAAAUGUUUGAAACGACAAGUUCUUCUGCGACAAAAGACGAAACGGACGUUUUCCAGUCGACUAACUGUCGAAAGAGUUUGCCACGACGCGAAUUUCCAAGAACACGGCUUGGCUCGCGACCAAUGUCGUACAUGCGUGCAAUGGAUGCCGCAGAGGAAGUACCAUUGAUGCCUGAUCAGGUUGGGAUACAAACACGUAAAGAAGACUUACGUUAUGAAAGUAGUGCAUAAACAGUUGURUAUUUACCUCAGCGGUAGUCAGUAGUAAUAUUAGUGCAGGAAUGUAAGGAUUUCUUGUCGAAUGUGAAAGUAAUUGAAUCUCAAAGUAACGACUGUGUAUGAUUUUAUAGAAAACUCUAUUUCCAUAGGCAGAAUGCCAAAACCUUCGAUAUAUAGGGACAUCGGAAUCAUUUAGUUUGAAGUUCGAUAUUUAAGAUACGAUUGCGCGACGACAUUUUUGCUUAGUUGUGUGAUAUUUGUAGACUGAUGUUUGUUUUCUACUAGUAUUAGAAGCAAGAACAUCAUUCAGACCCUUUUAGUAGGACCCUUCAAAGCGUGAAUUAAUAAAUGAAUGGCUGGUGUUGUAUCUUUCUGUAAACGCAUGAAAUGCAAUUUAAUUUUUACGUGAAAMGUUUAACGCAUACACUGUACAUUCCCAUGUUUGUACUUCCUAUCAAAAAUAGAAAUAAAAAUUUAUAAASAAAUUAGAUUGACAUAGAUAGAAUUAGUAAAAGAUAAUCCGAUGGUGGAAGUUUUAUAUAUCUGUAAAUUUUGAAAAGAAUUUUAUAGUAAAGAAUAAUGAAAUAGUAUAAUAGAAUAGACGUUUGUAAAUCAAAGGAUUUUAUUAUUAAAAGAAAAAAUAUGAGUUUCUGCAUCACAU